This is a messenger RNA of Capsicum annuum, 1993 nucleotides long. RefSeq lists its product as uncharacterized. The record is from RefSeq and is a predicted model, not a curated record. The coding region runs from base 555 to 1880 and encodes 441 amino acids. The transcript is spliced from 7 exons. NCBI's taxonomy places the organism in Eukaryota, Viridiplantae, Streptophyta, Magnoliopsida, Solanales, Solanaceae.
ACGUUAACAAGGACAAGUAAAGAUGGAUGAAAGAAGUAUAUAUAGUCCUUUUUACGGAAGAAAGAAAUAAGAAAAGGGGAAGAAGAAAAGAAAGAAGGGAGUAUUAAUGGUGAAGAUUGUAUGGUAGGCAGAGGCAGAUAGAAAUAUUGAAAGGAGAUUAAGCAAGGUGCAAUAAAAGGUGCGUGGGAGUGGGGAUUGUUGAGAAGACGGAUAGGUUUGUAUGAUUUAGUAUUAUUCUUCUACCCCAUAUUAACUACGAAACUUUUUCAUCAUUGUAAAAAACAAUGUUUAUCUCUUUUGACUGUCCAUUUAUAUACUGCAUGUUCUCAAUCAUCAUGAGCCUCAUUUAGGGCUGUCUCUCUGCAGAAUUGUUCAUAAAUUUUCCUUCAACCACCUCUCUUCCCUCUGCAUUUACUUUGUAGAUGUUUCAGUAGAGGUCAUUUUCUCUUCUAUUAAGACAAGGAGUUGUUUUUCUACUAAUGGUGGUGUAGUUUCUUUUUUUCUCUUUCCUUUUUUCCCACUCAAAGUUGUUUCUUCUUGGCACUGAAUGAAAUAUGGGCAGUGUUGUUAGAAUCAGGAAGAGAAAAAAUUAUCUACUCUUGCUUUUUUCUUUCUUCUUUCUUCUCAUGUCACAAACGACAUCGUCCCAAGCAUAUAAUUUGUUGAACUAUACAAAGUAUAGACAAGUCAGCAAUUUGAGACUUGAAAGGAUUCAAAGGCACUUGGAGAAAAUUAACAAGCCUCCUGUCUUGACCAUUCAGAGCCCAGAUGGAGAUAUUAUAGAUUGUGUUCAUAAAAAAAAACAACCAGCUAUGGAUCAUCCUCUUCUCAAGAAUCACAAGAUUCAGAAAGUUCCACCAGAGAUUCCAAAGCUGAAAAAGUCGGUGAAAACAGACACCAUCAUGAGUCGACACGUCGUAAGUAACAAUAGCAAAAGUGCAGUAGAUUGGCAACUGUGGCACCAAAAUGGGCAGCGCUGCCCUAAAGGUACCGUUCCGAUACGGCGGAGUGAGGUGCAUGAUGUGCUCAGAGCAAAGUCUUUGUAUGAUUUCGGCAAGAAAAAACGCCAUGGAUUACCUCUCGCUCGCCGUUUUGAUGCUCCUGAUGUUGUUAGUGGCAAUGGCCAUGAGCACGCAAUAGCAUACACGGGAGGGUCGGAAGAGAUAUAUGGCGCAAAAGCAACCAUAAACGUGUGGGAGCCAUCAAUAGAAGUGGUGAAUGAGUUCAGUCUCUCUCAGAUUUGGGUUCUGUCUGGAUCUUUUGACGGCUCUGAUCUUAACAGCAUUGAAGCUGGCUGGCAGGUUAGUCCGGAGCUGUAUGGUGACAGCAGACCUAGAUUAUUUACAUAUUGGACGAGUGAUUCCUACCAAGCAACAGGAUGCUACAACCUACUAUGUGCAGGAUUUGUCCAAACAAAUAGCAGAAUAGCCAUUGGUGCUGCCAUUUCUCCUGUUUCUUCCGUCGAAGGAAGUCAGUAUGAUGUCACUAUACUCAUUUGGAAGGAUCCAAAGCUAGGGAAUUGGUGGAUGGUGUUUGGUGAUAACACACUAGUGGGUUAUUGGCCCGCAGAGUUAUUUACGCACUUAGCGGAUCAAGCGACGAUGGUGGAGUGGGGAGGAGAGGUAGUAAAUUCACGGGCCAACGGAGAACAUACAUCCACUCAAAUGGGUUCAGGCCAUUUUGCUGAUGAUGGGUUUAGGAAAGCAAGCUAUUUCAGAAAUCUUGAAAUUGUGGACUCUGAUAAUAGUCUCAGCUCAGCCCAAGACAUAUCAAUCUUAGCUGAGAACACUGAUUGCUAUAAUAUCAAAAGUGCUUAUAGCAGUGAAUGGGGUACCCAUUUCUAUUAUGGAGGCCCUGGCAGAAAUCCACGCUGCAACUAAUGUUAUGAGGCAAUGUCUCUUCCGAUCACCAAUUUGUUCUUUUAUUAUUUUACAUCUUUUGUGCUAUUUCCAACUUUGUUUAUGCUAAUUAAUUUCACAUUGUUUUUCUUUUU